CAGCCACUCUUUUUAGCCUGGCAGUAUUGGGUUAGCAAGCAGCAGGCACUGUUAGGAAGGAACUAUUCUACCAGGGCACAGAUUUUUUACUUUCACUGCCAAGCCUAUCUCACCCUGGUUCAUGGUUUUGUUUUGGUGAUCCGGCGACUGCUUUGUAAAUGAGCAUUAAGAACUCGUCUGCUUUUCGAUCGGAGCACAGUUUCCACCACAGCUCUUCUUCUUCUUCUUCUUCCUCUUCCUCCUCCUGCAGUGACCCUCACAUGGAGAAGUCGCGAGGCAUCCUCGGGGACGACUUUGGGUCCUUCCUCAGGACCCGGGAUGAGCCGCUGGGCUUCGCAGGUCGUGCCAACAGCACCGGGAACAUCAAGACCCUGGGGGACACCUACCAGUUCACAGUGGACGUGAGCGACUUCUCCCCCGAAGACGUCAUCGUCACCACGUCCAACAACCAGAUUGAGGUCCAUGCUGAGAAGCUCGCUGCAGACGGCACGGUGAUGAACACCUUCACCCAUAAAUGCCAGCUGCCCGAGGACGUGGACCCCACCUCAGUGACCUCCGUGCUGGGGGACAACGGCUCCCUCACCGUCAAGGCCCGCCGGCACCCAGCCAAGCACAGCGAGCACGUGCAACAGACCUUCCGGACUGAGAUCAAAAUCUGAGCCGCUCCCCCUGCUCCCCUCAUCACCACCAACACGGGGGCCAUCAAGACACAAUACCAGUCGCUUGAGUUUCUCAAUGUAGUUAGAUGGGAUCUGCCCUGGACCCUGUCUCUAUAAAAGUGGUCUCCUAGAAUAGGUUCCUUUUCCGUUGAGUUCGUUCCAAAGGCAGGUUUUGACUUUUAUUACCAUGCUGUACAUGUAGCACACGUCCCAGUAUACCAUCAAUUUGGACUGAUACCUACUGCAAUACUAGUUUGAUUCCCAGUUCCAUAUAGAUAGAUAUCACACAGCACAGGUUCAAAUAAAUGUCCAAUCUGCACUUUGUUAUACUUUAUUGGCCAUUUUGUUAAGCUGCCAUUGCCCUGUUUUAUGUAUUCAAUUGGUAACCAUGGGCUUUUAUCAUGGUACUAUUAUGAGGAGAUGUAUGUAUUUCAAUAAGCCUUUGUCUAAUAAUAAUGUCAAGCAGCUUCUUUAUAGUGAAUACAUCACUGCGAGGAAAUGGUUUGCUAUUGCUGAAAGUACUAUUGGAAACGUACUCAAGUACUGUAAACCAAUAUCCAGCAUUGUAAAUACGCCCUUUGGUACCACAGCAUAUGGGAAUGGAUGUAUCACAUUGGUACAUUGGUCUGGCUUUUUAAGUCUGGAGAAAGUCCACAGAAAUACAUGCAAGUUAAUGGUUUGGGAAGAGAACUCAUAUCAUCUAUAUAUUCAAUAAUCAAUUCUGAGCUGAGUGACAGUAAAACAGACAAACAUUUGAAUCAAACCCUUAGCUUCUUAUAGUUUUAUCUGAGGUUGUAAAUCAUAUACAUCACUCUUAAUGCACAGCUAAUUUCAGAUGCCCUCUGGAGAUGAGGCUCCUCUCACCGCAACGUUUAAAAGCAGCUGUCACAGUUUUGUAAAUAACGUGUAUUUAUACUUUUUGGUUUUUGUGUUGUUUUUUUAACAUAAUGUGAAUGCUGAAUGCUGGAUGUGCAUUUCUCUCCUGUUAGACUGGCAAGUGCCUAUCAAUCAAGUAUUCAAACCAGUUACUUUGCUCAUCAGAUACAGACUGACAGAUGGGGAUGUGGAGGACACAACACUUUCAAUUGUGGAAGCCUGGAUCAAAUCCAUCCCACAUGUUACUCUCAUGUUGAGUCUCCACUGAUCUCUCUUCAUGUUCAUGUUGUCCAUGGAUAUAACAGUGAUGGUUCAUGGAUAUAACAGUGAUGGUCCAAUUUUUGUAGGUAUGGUCUAACUAUCAGUGAAUCCUUUGCUGUCAGAAACAUGGCUUAUCCUCAUGGAUAAUAACAAACAUAGACCAUGACUUUUCCAUGGGUUCAUAGUAAAUGAUCAUGACUUUUAUGAUGGUCAUAUGAGGGCAAAGUAAACAGGACUACAGUGGACAGAUACCCACAUCCGCAUUAGAUUUCCGAUCACUGAUCAUUGAUCUCAUGGUUUCUGUUUAGAAGUGCCAGUUAGGUUCAAUUUAACAUUCACACACAGAGCCCAAUUGGAGUUUCCCAGGUCAUUCAAAUGGAAGUCUGUCUUUCAGUGCUAUAGUUCAUAAUUAUUUAACAUAGUCCUGGGCUCCCCCUGUAACCCAAGCUCCCAGCCCUGUCUGCACUGCUUUUUGCUUUAUUGUAGAGUUUUGAUCUUGACGUUCUCUAUUGAUCGAUUAAUCAUAUGAUCUACGAUUGAUUAAUUGAUUCAUCACACCUGUUGAUAUGAAAUUGUAUUGAAAGACAGUUACAAGUAAUACAAAGUGUUAACAUGAUACUAUUUACAUACAUAAUGUAUAUUUUCUUACAUGUAAUUUAACAGUUUGAAAAUAUUUGCUUACAUGUAAUUGAAAGUAAACCAAAGUCUUUAGAAGUACCCUGUGGCAUUUUUUAAGAUAUAUUUUUUGUGCACCGUUUUCUCAUCCCACACUCAGGUAGACAAGAUUAAUAAUCGAUCAAUUACUUUUUAAUCAAGCCCACAAGUGUGAUUAAUCAAUUAAUCAUGAAUCGAUUAAAACCCCUACUUUUAUUCAUAGUGCAGGAGAGGCAGAGAGAGUGACACAUGAUAGUCUGUUUCUGUCAAGUUUAUUCUCACAUCAGUGUGUAUGUUCCAUUCUGUCUGGUUGUUCAAAGCUCUAGAAAUUCACUGCUUUGCACAGAUCCUUCCUGUAGCUUUGAAGACCAAGGGCAAGUUGUGGUUUGUGUUAAACUAUUCUCACAUUUAGAUUCUGAAUAAACCUUGAUUGUGAGAGAA
Messenger RNA from Acipenser ruthenus (sterlet), 2891 nucleotides. RefSeq names its product heat shock protein beta-7-like. The transcript is spliced from 3 exons. Lineage: Eukaryota; Metazoa; Chordata; Actinopteri; Acipenseriformes; Acipenseridae. Gene Ontology annotation, cellular component: cytoplasm; nucleus. Gene Ontology annotation, biological process: heart development. The record is from RefSeq and is a predicted model, not a curated record. The coding region runs from base 159 to 659 and encodes 166 amino acids.